Molecule: messenger RNA, 1665 nt
Organism: Talaromyces amestolkiae
Lineage: Eukaryota; Fungi; Ascomycota; Eurotiomycetes; Eurotiales; Trichocomaceae
Exons: 4
Coding region: 1-1665 (554 amino acids)
Biological process (GO): positive regulation of transcription from RNA polymerase II promoter by galactose; DNA-templated transcription
Cellular component (GO): nucleus
Molecular function (GO): DNA-binding transcription factor activity, RNA polymerase II-specific; zinc ion binding; RNA polymerase II cis-regulatory region sequence-specific DNA binding
Source: RefSeq, a predicted model, not a curated record
AUGGGUCCAUCUUCUUUCACAGAGAAUGGGCCCCUGAAUGUUAUGCUUGAGGCAGAAACGAAUUUAAAUCGUAAUAUCACCUUCGAGGAAAGUCUAGCCACAAAACAAGAGUUAAUUCAGACAUACUUUGAAGUGAGCAGCGGCUUCUUCGACCUCUUCGACAAAGAGGACAUAUUGAAACUUCUCCAUAUCGAAGUCUCUUCGUCGGGAAGAAGAAUAAACCGCGAAGAAAUAGCAGUGCUGUAUCUUGUAAUAGCUAUAGGAGGUCAGUGCCGCGGAUCAAAUAUCUCUGAUUUUCAAUAUGCUACAAAAUAUUUUUCCAUGGGCCAGCAAUAUGCUUUCGAGGGCAUGCUUAGAGAUCCUAGCAUUAAUAUGCUCCGUGCAUUUCUCCUCAUGGCGUUUUAUAUGCUUGGAGCAUGUCAUCGAAAUGCGGCAUAUAUGUACCUGGGUGUCGCUUCGAAGGCGGCAGCAGCUCUAGGGUUGCAUAUAGGAACGCAGGCCCAAGGAUUGUCAACCGACGAAUCAAAGACCCGCUGCCGAACAUACAAGUCGCUACGAGUUUUUGAUCUUGUGGUUAGCUUCCUACUUGGGCGGCCUGCUAGUUCAGUACCUUCAAAUUAUGAUGACAUGACACGAAGAGAACCGUCAAAUCCUCAUGGCAUCGCAGUUUCGGCUGCAUAUAACGGAUCUGUGUUGCUUGAAGGCAUCGUCCAAGAUUUAAAGAAAGUCAACAACAGUUUCAAUAUCACGACAGCUGAAGCAUUCCUUCGGCGUUUACGACAUUGGAUUCAAGGCUUACCUCAUGACUUCCGGCAAAUAUCCUUCGAUGAUGAGCUACAAGUGACUCGUGAAACAGCUGUUGGGAAUAUCCAUGUCAGCUGUAUAUACUAUUUUGCAGUUAUUUUGACGACCCGUUCAUUUCUGAUAUCGCAUUUGAUGUCUCGAUUAAAAGAGUCGUCUAUCAUCAUCCCAGAACCUACAUCUCCCACUACGACUGGAACACAACGUGCGAGUCCUCAAUUCGCUCACGUAUGUAUUAGUGCGGCUACUUAUAUGGCAAACAUGUGCGAGAAAGCCAUGUUAUCAGGACUCCUCUUGAAAAACAUGUGCAUAAUGAAAGCUUGGGUUUUCGCGGCCGGUUUAAUUCUUGGAUUCUCACUCUUUGCAUACGACGAUGUGGAUUCCCGCAAUGAAACUGAAGCAGCAUUCGAGAGUGCGAGACACGUCCUCCGGAAUCUUGCGAAUCUCAGCCCUCAAGCUAAGCAAUACGAUGAAAUACUGACAUCUUUUGCCGAGGCUAUCGUCAAACAUCGGCAGCAAACUUCAUCUGCGAGGCAGAAAAUUGCAGAUAGGUACAUCGAUUGUGUUCUAGAUAUUGGGAUGACCACUAUCAUGGAGCCGCAGCAUAAUCGUCAGGGACGAUCCAUUGAUGGAGGAGAUUAUUCCGGUACAUGGGAGCAAAUACCGCAGGCGAACACACAAAUAUCUCGGCCAUCAACGUCUGCAUCGGGUGUAGGGGAUAAUAAUAUGGGAAGAGUAGAUGAGUCAGAUUCAGAUAUUGCAGUUGGUGUUGAUCUCGAUGGUUUUAGUGUAUUGCCUUUUGAUGAUGGUGGAGGUUUUUCGAUUGACUACGAGCCGUUCGGGUUGCUGCUUGAUGGAAUUUGA